AUGGAUAUCAACGACAACAACGAGAAUGUCUCCGUCGCGUACGGUCCAGACAACAAAUUACCACGUUCACUGCUUGACUCGGGUGCAACCCAUCAUAUAAGCCCUUGUAAAGAGCUAUUCACGGAUCUCAUCCCCCACAGGAAAGGGUUGGUAGGAUUUGGAGGCCAUAAACUCUAUUCCAUUGCCAUUGGAACGAUGAGGCUACCCUACACUGUCAAAGGCAAGAACCUUUUCCUUGAACUCCGUGGUGCUCUUCUCGUCGAGGGCGCCAGGAAUACUCUCGUGUCUGUCUCCAAGCUCAUCAAAGAAUAUCCGGAUACGCGAGUCAGCUUCUCUUCUGAUAGCUGUAGAGUCAAAUUUGGAGACCGUAAAAUUCGUCUCCGCUUAUCAAGGGGACAUUAUGUGUUUGAUCUGAGGACAGAUCUGCCACUUGACAGUGGUACAAGUGCGGUUUAA
Messenger RNA from Penicillium pulvis, 456 nucleotides. Its product is annotated as DNA-directed DNA polymerase. The transcript has a single exon. Bases 1 to 456 code for a protein of 151 amino acids. NCBI's taxonomy places the organism in Eukaryota, Fungi, Ascomycota, Eurotiomycetes, Eurotiales, Aspergillaceae. The record is from RefSeq and is a predicted model, not a curated record.